Messenger RNA from Plasmodium gallinaceum, 822 nucleotides. Its product is annotated as conserved Plasmodium protein, unknown function. The transcript has a single exon. The record is from RefSeq and is a predicted model, not a curated record. Lineage: Eukaryota; Apicomplexa; Aconoidasida; Haemosporida; Plasmodiidae. Bases 1 to 822 code for a protein of 273 amino acids.
AUGCCUAGCAAGACAGGUAGAGUUAGAAUGCCAGCUGAUAAUAGGUUACCUGUGUCAGCUUCUUUAAAAACCUCAGAAAUUUGGAAAAAUUCAGUUGGAUAUGAUCCUUAUGCAUCUAUUGAAGAAAUAAAUAAUAAAAAAAAUGCAAAAACUGAAGAAAUAAAUGAAAAAGCACAAAGCUUAUUUAAUUUAGCGAGAUUAACAGGUAAUGUAUCUUCAACUAUACCAGGAGCUUGCAGCCUCUGUAACCAUGUAGGACAUUUACCUUAUCAAUGUAGAAAUUUUAUAAAUCUAGAAAAACAGAACUUUAAGAAAGAUAUGAAAGAAAACUCUGAAGAUGAAUUAAAAGAAAGAAAAAAUUUAGGACUUAUAAGUAGUGAAAGUGAAAAUGAAUCUGAAAGUGAAAGUGAAAGUGAAAGUGAAAGUGAAAGCAAAAGUGAAAGCGAAAGCGACAGUGAAAGUAACUUUAGUGACGAUUCAAGUUAUAAAAAAAAAAAGAUAAAAAAAAUCAAAAAAAAAAAUCAUAGACAUGAAAAAUUGAAACAUAGUAAAAAUAAGCAUAAGAAACACAAAAAGAGUGAAAAUGAACAUGAAAGAUAUAAAUGUAAAAAAAACAUACAUAAAAAAAGCAAAGAUAGGAAGGCUCUUAAAAAAAAUAAAAAUGGAUAUAAAGAUAUUGAUAAAAAAUAUGAACAUGAUAAUCAUGAUAGUAGUAAAAAUUAUAAAAAAUUGAAAGUUAAAGACAAAAAAAUAAAAAAAAAAAAAAAAUAUAAAAGUAAAAAUAAAAAUAAAAAGUACAAAGGGAGCUCUUCUACAUCGUGA